AUGAAUUUCAAACGAGGUGGAAGAUAUAAGAACCAAAUUCAAGAAAGAUUUGCACGAGGGCGAGGAGGAAGGUCGCCAAAUCGAAAUGACGACCAGUCCGGACAUUCAGCUUCAGUGAAUAAUAAUAGAUCUCCAAGAGGAAGAGGAGGGAUAUCUCAAGAGGAGAAAAAUAAACGUAAUGCACGUGCGGAACGUUUUGCAGAACAACUUGAUCCUUCACAAUUACGAAGUGUAGGAAGUGUAGGAGGUCUCGGGAUUAAAAAGACAACUGAAAUUAAAACACCACCAAUAGAUCCCGUUAACGACUUACGUAAAGUGGUAGAUGCGUAUUUCAAAUUAAGAUUACUCAUUUAUAAGAAUGAUGAACAUCGAGAUCCGAGUGGUAGACCGGUUGCUUGGGACUUCUUCCAGGAAGAUCAACAACCUGUUACACUUGAAUCAUUAUGUCGAGGAACUUCUGAUGUGGAGAUAUCACCCGCUCCUAGCUUUUUGGACGUAGAGGUGGAAGAUCUAGAUCUUGAAUUAAUGGAUGUUGAUGAAACUCUUAUAAUGUCGACUAGUGUCACAAAUUAUGUUAAUAAAAGCAUUCAGCCAUACUCGAAUCUAAAUAGAGAAUAUAAAAAUCUUGAAGAAAGUUUAUCGGAACGCGAAGGAUUAAAAGAUUCACCAGAAGAACCCGAAAUUUUUGUGGAAUCACCAAUCGACAAUGAAAAUAUUGAUGAUGAUGAUGAUAAUUUAUUAUUAUUAUCGACAUCACCAAAUCCAAAAUUGGAUAUCUAUAAAUUAAUGAUGGAAUCAUUAUUAUUAUUUUCUGAUCUACCCAAAAACCAAGAAAAAUUCAGUAAAAGGAAACAAAAUUAUAAAAAACCAAAAUUACCCAAUCGUCAAGAUAAAGCCAAGACGGAAAGGGAAAGGAGACGAGAUGAAUUUAAUAAUCGAAUUAAUAAAAAUCGUAAUAUUAAAUCAAUUCUUAAAGAAAUUGGUCAUAAGAAAAAGGAACAACCGAAAGAAAUGGAUUCAUUGAAAGUAAUAGAUAAAGAUAUUGAAACCCUUAGAAUGGAAUUAAAAAGACGUUCUAGUAUUAUUGAACGUCUUAAUAAUGAAUCUUUAGAAAAAGCGAAAAAUGAUCCAAAAUAUAAACAUCAAUUUUAUAAAAUUUUAAUGAUGGCCGAAAAGGAAAUUUAUAGUUCAAAUUCUUUAAUAUAA
Molecule: messenger RNA, 1206 nt
Organism: Diversispora eburnea
Lineage: Eukaryota; Fungi; Glomeromycota; Glomeromycetes; Diversisporales; Diversisporaceae
Source: the annotation of a GenBank genome assembly